AUGAUUUUUGUUAAAAAAAGAAACCAAACGAUCACGCGGCAUCGAAGUUAUGGUACCUACCAUCAUUAUCCAUCCAAAUCAAUAUCGGUUUCCUCAUGUCUUCCACCUCAUUUUAUGUGGCUUCCGGAAAAUCCGAAAUCUUUAACGGUGGAUACAUCCUUUCGAUCUGGUUUAUCAUUCAUGUCGGAAAAUUCAAACUUUCCAUAUUUUGGAUCAGUACCUUCUACACUUUGUGCUAAUUCAAUUAUUCAGUCGCCGGCAACAACUUCGGAUCCGAGCGUAGAUUUUAGUCCUUCACAAACAGAGAAUUUUUUAAAUUCAAUUAUUCAAUCACCGGUAACAACUUCGGACCCGAGCGUGGAUCGUGGUCCUUUACAAACGGAGGACUUUCCAAAUUCGACAUGGGAUUGUGAUGUUAACAAUAAUCAACAUUCGAAAACAUACUCAAGUUUUCCAUUGUUUAGAUCCGUAUAUUCUACGGAGCCAAACCCAUCUCAUGUUAAUGGAUCUGAGCCAAUUACUCCAUCAUCGGUAACAACUUCAGACCCGAGCGUAGAUUCUAGUCCUUCACAAACAGAGAAUUUUUUAAAUUCAUUUAUUCAAUCGCCGCCGAUAACAACUUCGGACCAGAGCAUAUAUUCUGAUAAUUUUGACAAUCAUGAUUUAGCGUUGGAUUUCAUCGGAAACAAAUCUCAUGCUAAUGAAUCUUAA
Messenger RNA from Ambispora gerdemannii, 711 nucleotides. The record is from the annotation of a GenBank genome assembly. NCBI's taxonomy places the organism in Eukaryota, Fungi, Glomeromycota, Glomeromycetes, Archaeosporales, Ambisporaceae.